AUGUCUGUUAACAGCCUAAAUUCAACUUUGGUCCAUAUGAUGGAGUCGGGCGAGUUCAGCGAUCUCAAGUUUGUUUGUCAAGGAGAGGAAUUCCAGGUCCACAAGGCCAUUGUUUGUGGGAAGUCUCCUGUGAUCAAGGCAGCAAUUCAAAGAGGAUUUAAGGAAUCUCACACCAAUGUCAUUGUGCUGGAUAGCUUCCAGUGUAGUACUGUGAAGCGGUUGGUCCAAUUCAUAUACACUGGUGAUUAUGAUGAUCCCGAAACGCCUCAGGCCGACGGGAAUGCUUGCUCUGGCAACACCGACAAGGCUGAUGAAGGUGGGAUAUUUGACCCUAGUACCUGGGCAUAG
Molecule: messenger RNA, 348 nt
Organism: Metarhizium brunneum ARSEF 3297
Lineage: Eukaryota; Fungi; Ascomycota; Sordariomycetes; Hypocreales; Clavicipitaceae
Molecular function (GO): protein binding
Source: RefSeq, a predicted model, not a curated record